AUGAUCUUAAAUAAAAGAAUACUGUUAGGGAUAUCUAUCUUAUUUACAUUUGCAGGUUUUAUAUUCGUUUGUAUUGCAACAGCAGGUUCCACAUCUAAUUAUAAACCAAUUACAAAUGUGUAUUUUGGUGAUGCAUCUAUUUCCCAUAUCAAUGUUUCCAAAGUCUUGCCUGUUUUUACUCCAGUACUAGAAGUUUUGGGAGCUGCUCUUUUAGCACCAGGUGUUGACGGAGAUUUCGUGUUUUCUACUAUGAGAAACAUUUCUCACACUUCUGUAUUAUUGCCAUUUUUGACUCUUCUGAUUAACUGUGAAAAUACAACAACUGCUUUAAGUUCUCUAAUUAAUCUAACUCCUUUAGUCUUAACUAGCCAAACUGGUAAUACUAAGACUGAGUUAGAAGAUCUUAACAAUUUGUUGGCUGUGUCCAAAAAUAGCAAUGAGACUGUUGACUAUUUACAAACUUUAUUAAAUGAAGUUUUGAGCAACAGUUCUACUCAAAUGGAGGAAUUAAAAAAUACUGCGUUUACUUUAUUACAGGAUUCUUCUGAUCCUGCUAAUACCACUGGUAGUUUAGUGACUUUAUCUAAUCUAACCCUUACUGAUAUCAUUCCACUACAACCAGCUUUUAAAUUAUUACAGAAUUCUAAUAAUGCUACUGCAUCAUUUUUGGACCUGAUAACUUUAAUGAAUGCAACUAUUCCAACGAACUUGGCAGAAACAUUGUUUACCACAUUACAACGUGCUAUUAACUCCGGUUCAAAUAUCACUAAUGUUCUUACAAGUUUAUCUUCUAUGUCAUCCAAUUUCGCAGCAUCUGGAUUAGCUCUAGAAAAUAUUUUAACUUCUGCUAAGAACGCCAAUAACACUUUGGGUUAUCUAAAUUCUAUUUUGGAAGCUAACCUAACAUCCUCUGUUACUGCCAAAAAAGUAUUAUCCACCAUUACAGAUUUGUACAAUGAUGCCAAAAAUAAGACUCUUUUAUUAGGUUCUUUGACUAGUUUGGUAUCUGCUGUUGGUAAUACUAAUGCCACUAAUGAAUUAACCACCAUGUACAAUAUCUUAGACAACAGCAAUAAUGCGGCCAGUAACGUCGAUAAUUUAAAAAGUUUACAAAGUAUUAUACUCACUGAUACUUCAAAUAACCGGUAUAUCCCAUACUUAUUUGAUAUCUUACGUACUUCCAAGGAUCCAGCAGGUAGUUUUGGUGCUUUAUUGAAUGUUACAUCAUAUGCCUUCUCGAAUCUUGCAGAAUUCACUCCCUUACUAUCUCUAUUGAGAAAUGCCUCUACUGCAUCUAUUCCAACUAAUGAAGAACUAUAUAAUAUUACCCCAUUGGUUAUUAAAGAAUUGAAUAUCCCAUCUGCAUUUAGACUAUCAAUUUUCACGUUAUGCUAUCUCAAUGACAAAGAUGAAGUAACAUACUGUUCCAAAUCUCACGCCGUUCAAAACUUGGAUUUCAGAAAUAUUAUGUAUAAAGCAUUAAUUGGAUCUGAUUUUGAACCUUACCUACGAGCAUUAAACAUCACCGCUAAUGAUUUAUACUUAGAAGGUCAUUUAUUGAAAAAACAACAUAUGUAUGCCCCAGCUAUCAAGGCCGUACUAUCCUUCAAUAUUUUAUUCAUUAUUUCCUCAUUCUUUAUCUUAUGCUUCUUUAUCUACAUGUUUAUCAAGCAUAAUGAAUUUGCUUUACCUCAUUUGGGUUGGUUUGGAUUAUUACUUUUAUCUUUAUGCUGUUCAUUAUUCUCUGGGUUAUCUGCUACUAUUGUUGCAUGCAUGGUCACAAUUAUUAAGUCUGGUACUUAUAAAGAUAAGUUUAACGUUGUUUAUACUACAGGAGGUGCAUACUAUGGUCUUUCAUGGUGUGCAUUUUCCAUUUCUUUUAUCACUUCAAUGAUUGUCGGUCUAAUGUGGCUAGGUCAUUGGAGAGGUAUUCAUCAUGGUGCAUUACCAUUUGUUGACAAGGAAGAGGUCAUCAUGGAAGCUUCCACUGAGACUGCAUCUGACAGUUCCUCUAAAGUCAGUAAAGAUCACGUAAUAACUUCUGAACAAAAAGUCUAA
Molecule: messenger RNA, 2058 nt
Organism: Arxiozyma heterogenica
Lineage: Eukaryota; Fungi; Ascomycota; Saccharomycetes; Saccharomycetales; Saccharomycetaceae
Exons: 1
Coding region: 1-2058 (685 amino acids)
Biological process (GO): fungal-type cell wall organization
Cellular component (GO): cell cortex of cell tip; plasma membrane
Source: RefSeq, a predicted model, not a curated record